AUGGGGGGAGAAAACAAUUUCGACGGUUUGUCCUUCUUCGAGAAUAAUGAGUUUCAAAAUAUUAACCGAGAUUUUUUGAGGGGAUCCAUGGAUAGCACGGCAAAUGAAGAAGAAAAGGGUCUCAUACAGAAGGCAAUUAGUUUAUCUAAAAAAGGAGCAGAGAAUAUACAGAAGGGUAUAAAGAAGACGUUGGAAAAAACGAACCUAAAUAAUGCGCCAUCACUAGUGUCCAACUCGACGACUGCAGAAACGGGAUCCAUGUUUUCAAAUUUUCCACUGUUUAAUAGUCAAAGUAGAGAGAAUGAACCGAAUUCCUUCUUCGCAUUCACCACUGUAUUGUCGUAUAAAAAUUUCCCUCUUUUCUGUUUAUUCUUUGGGAUCAGCAUUUUAUUCCUAAUAUUGUCAUUCUUUACUUUGCCCAUGAUUGUUAUCACUCCGCGGCAGUUUGGCUUCUUCUUCACUUUGUCCUCCAUCUGCUUCGUAACUUCGUUGGCCUUUCUCAAGGGCUUUUCGAGUCUCUACUACCACUUGAUGGAGAAGAAUCGCCUCCCAUUCACCGCGGCGUACAUUUUAUCCCUCCUCUCCACUCUUUACUUCACCGUCAUUAAGCCUUUAUAUUUAUUGGCCUUGAUCACAUCCAUUGUACAAGUGUUCGCCCUCAUAUCUUUUAUAGUGUCCUACAUACCAGGCGGGUCAGGGGCAAUUAAAAUGUUGCUAACAACUCUGUUCACGUACAUCAAAAAUUUGUUUCGAAGAGGCAAUUCAUCAGACUUACCUUUUUAA
Plasmodium cynomolgi strain B is the source of this 783-nucleotide messenger RNA. Its product is annotated as SFT2-like protein. The transcript has 4 exons. NCBI's taxonomy places the organism in Eukaryota, Apicomplexa, Aconoidasida, Haemosporida, Plasmodiidae. Bases 1 to 783 code for a protein of 260 amino acids. Gene Ontology annotation, biological process: vesicle-mediated transport. The record is from RefSeq and is a predicted model, not a curated record. Gene Ontology annotation, cellular component: membrane.